UUUGUUUUCGGACAUGAGAGUCUUUAUGCUGCAGAGCGUGCGAUUGUCCACCCACUUUCUCUCGAGCUCCUCACUUGCAAGACUCCAGAGCCAUGGCUGCAGAGGACAAGCACACUUGCUAUGAAGGCGAUUCAGUUCAAAGUUUCCAGUUCUACUUGGAGAAAUCAGGAGAGCACGAGGCCAUUCUCCAGGCUGUCGGAAAAAUCCUGCCUGCCGACUUCAAAAGGAUGGCAGAAGGGAAAAGCAGCCUGGAUGUUCUGGGAGUCGGGAGUGGCGGAGGUGAGUUGGAUACCCAGAUGCUGAAUCUCCUGCAGAGCACCUGUCCAGGUGUUUCCCUCUCCACCGACAUCGUGGAGGGCAGCAGUGAACUGGUUGAUUGCUUCAAAGCGCUGGUGAAGAAGACGCCAAGCGUUCAGAAUGUGCCGUUCACCUGGCACGUCGUGCACAGUGAGGAAUACGUGAAGCAGGGAAAAGCCAAGGCUGACAUCAAGAAAUUUGACUUCAUCCAUAUGAUUCAGAUGAUCUACUACGUGAAUGACGUUGAGGACACUCUGAAGUUCUACCAAAGCGCUCUGAAACCCAAUGGCAGAAUCAUGAUCAUCAUUGAAGCAGAAAAUGGAGGCUGGGACACGCUGUGGAAUACCUUCAAGAAGGACCUCUGGACCGGCGCCAUCCAGGAGUACCGCUCCUCCAGAGACGUUGUGGCUUCUCUGAAAAAGCUGGGAAUGAAAUUCCAAGAACACGACAUCCCCAACUCUUUCGACAUCACGGAGUGCUUCGAUCCCACGAAUGAAACCGGAAGGCGUCUGCUCAACUUCAUGACGGCCAAAGAUGACUUCCAAAAUUCCUUCACCCCAGAGCUCAGAGCCGAAAUGCUGGAUGUCCUCAGAGAACGGUGCAGCACCAAGAAAGACGGGAAGAUUUUCUUCAAAAGUGACUUGAAGAUGAUUCUAAUUGAUGCUUAAAUGAAUGAGGGCAGGCCACAUGACAAAAUGAACUGCUAGGUGUUUGAAGCUUAGCAUCACGACAAGGCCUAUUUCUCUAUGCUCACAAUAAAUAAGACAUG
Messenger RNA from Synchiropus splendidus (mandarinfish), 1066 nucleotides. Its product is annotated as histamine N-methyltransferase A-like. The record is from RefSeq and is a predicted model, not a curated record. NCBI's taxonomy places the organism in Eukaryota, Metazoa, Chordata, Actinopteri, Syngnathiformes, Callionymidae. Gene Ontology annotation, molecular function: N-methyltransferase activity. The transcript is spliced from 7 exons. Bases 93 to 965 code for a protein of 290 amino acids.